CAUUGUUCCCCCAAACCUCCGCUGCCCUCCAGCUCGGUUUGGGGGGGACCCAGCCCUUUCCCAUUGUGUCCCGGCCCGGCCCCGCUCACCCGAGGGCUCCGAACCACGCACAGGGCCAGAAGAGGGACAGAGAAGGAGGAAGAGGAGGAGCAGGAGGAGGAAGAGCUGGAGCAGGCAGAGGAGGCACUACGUGCGCUCCCCGCUCUCUGGAUCUGCAGCUCCUUCGGGACCAUCGCCCCCCAUCCCGCAGCCGGAAGAAGGCGUGGGAUUCAUCCAAACAUUCUGGAAGCUGGAAGAGUACCAGGCCAUCAACCUUCCCAAAAAUCUGGAGCAGCUCAUCCGCAGUUCCACCUUUCCCCACUCCCCGGAUUCCCAGGUCUGAAAAUUCUUCUAUGACCUCCCAGGAUUUCCCAUUCUCAAAUCUUGGCCAGAUGGACAAGUAGGGUGCGAGGAAGAGGAAGAUGCUGCGGGACACCCAGGCAGACAAGGAGCUGAGGAUGGAGACCAGGGAGAACAAAUCCCCCCGGCAGAAGCUCAUGGAAGAGGCUGUUCUGAGCAGCUCCGCAGCACAGGAAUCCAAUGGGGAGGAAAAGCUUCAGAGGUCCUGCAGGAGGAGGGGCUCCAAACCCAGCCCAGGGUGCUCUGAGGAGGAAAGACCCACCCUGUGCCAGGAAGGCGGCCGGAGAUCCAGCUGGGGCUCUGAGCCGGUAGUCCAUGAGCAGCUUCAGGAUGGGGAGAAGCCCUACAAGUGCUUGGAGUGUGGGAAGAGCUUCAGCCAGAGCAACCGCCUGAUCCGCCACCAGGUGAUCCACACUGGGGAAUGAGCCUAUGAGUGUGGGGAAUGUGGGAAGGGCUUCAGCUGCAGCUCCGAACUCAUCAUCCACCAGCGCAGCCACACUGGGGAGAGGUCCUAUGAGUGUUCUGAGUGUGGGAAGAGCUUCAGCCACAGCUCCAGCCUGAUCUGCCACCAGAGGGCCCGCACCGGAGAACAGCCCUAUGAGUGUGGGGAGUGUGCAGUGACCUUCAGCCAGAGGUCCCAACUGAUCAUCCACCAGAUGAUUCACACUGGGGAGGGGCCCUACGAGUGUCCCAAGUGUGGGAAGAGGUUUCAGACCAGCUCAGAUCUCCUCGUGCACCAGCGGAUUCACACGGAUGAGAGGCCUUUCCGCUGUCCCAGCUGCUGGAAGGGCUUCAAGCAGAACUCCCAACUCAUCACCCAUUGGCACAUCCACACUGGGGAGAGGCCUUAUGAGUGUCCCCUGUGUGGGGAGAGCUUCAGCCAGAGCUCUCACUUGACCCAACACCAACAGAGGCAUCGGUAAGGGAAGCCCUGCAAGUGCCCCGAGUGCGGGAAGAGCUUCAUGCGCUGCUCCAGCUCCAUCCCCCAUCAGAGGACUCAUGUUGGGCAGAGCCCUGAUGACCCAGGUUCCCAGUGAUCUGUGUUGGGAAGACACUGGGCUGGUGGUCGUUUUAUUUUGGUUCUAUCUCUUGAUUCAUCUUCAUCCCUUUAAAACAGACAAAAUUGGCGUAGAAGUCUACAAAUUUGUCAAAGGCAUCUAAAGGUUCACUUUUUCUUAGUGCUUUAAGGGAAUCUGGGGAUUCAAAGAGAUACUUGGGAGGACUUGGGGAUUGUGGGGGUAUCUGUUGUAGUUUUCUUCAUUUCUUGUCACUCAAAGAGAUGAGAGGGUUCAAUCUGUCACCUCAAAACCACUCAAUGCCUCUGACUACUACUCAGUUCCACCCCAUAAUAACUCAAUUCCACAUCCUCUCAGGGUGUGAUGUCUCAAGUUUUAGCUUUCAUAUUUUUCAUGUUCUGCACUGCCUAGGUUUGUAGUUUUGGGCUUCACAUUAGGUGUUAGUGAGCUCUCUUCACAGAGUAGGUAGACAAAACAAUUCCUUUUCUAGCUUGAUACCAAGGACAAUUGUUACAAGUUCCAUGCCCAAAUGCAUAAACAAGGGUGGACUGAAGAGAGAAAACAAGGAUGGGACUUCCUCAUCUGAAGCUGUAAUUGGACAAUGAACCCAAAUAUGCAGAUGAACCUAAACUUAUAAAAAUGUGAGACCUUGUGAUCGCUUGUCCAUUUUGGUGACCAUUUCUGGUCCAUCUUGGGUGUAGCCCUGUCCAGGCUCUUGUAGUGCCCAUGGUGUAUUUCAAUUCUUUUAAUAAACUUUAUUCUUAACUCUC
Messenger RNA from Cyanistes caeruleus (blue tit), 2185 nucleotides. NCBI's taxonomy places the organism in Eukaryota, Metazoa, Chordata, Aves, Passeriformes, Paridae. The record is from RefSeq and is a predicted model, not a curated record.